GUUCUCUCUAAGGCUGGGUUCUGUCCUUGUGCUUCAGAGAGGCAGUUGGUUUGUGAGAGAGCAGUUGGACUCAGUUGUUUCUCACAGAUUUGGCCUUUUCCUCAACUUGUUGGAUCUGAACAUACCUUGUAUGUUCCUGGUGUAACACAUGCGAUUAGGUGGUUGACCUUGAAGCAAGCAUCAUGGCCGGCCACACAGAAGUGAACAUCCUUGAAAAAGAUUUCCGGAUCUUGCUAUCUCUGGGUUCUGGCUCAUAUGGAGAGGUGAAACUUGCCUGUCACCUUCCCACAGGCACAAGGGUGGCUGUCAAGGUCCUUGAUAAAAACAUCAACAGUGUGGCUGACAUCACUUUGGAGGUGGAACUCCUUCAAUCUUUAGAACACAGAAACAUUGUUCGAUUUUUUCACAUGAUCGACACACUGACAGCAAGUUACAUUAUCAUGGAAUAUGUGGCAGGAGAGGACCUUGAGAGCUGCCUCAGAUCACUGGGCUGUAUGAAAGAGGAGGAGGCCAGACCUAUUUUCCAGCAGGUGGUGUCGGCGGUUCACUUCCUCCACCAAAGACGCAUAGCACACCGCGAUAUUAAAUUAGAAAACAUUCUGGUCGAUGCGGCAGGAAAUGCAAAGCUUUGUGAUUUUGGUAUGGCAAUUAAGAUUACAGAAGGGCAGAUGCUGGAGGAGAUCUGUGGCUCCUUGCUCUAUUGGGCCCCAGAGAUCUUGGCAAGGAAACCCUAUGAUGGGCUGGCAGGUGACAUGUGGAGCUUGGGCAUCGUCCUCUAUGUUCUGGUCACUGGGCACUUUCCAUAUCUAGAAGCUACCACUGAGGAUAUGCACAGGCUCAUCACUACUACGAUGUGUCCCAUUCCUUACCACUUGUCAAAACCGUGUCACAUCAUCAUUGCACGUUUACUCAUGGUCCCCACCUGGUACAGGUUGACAAUAUAUCAGCUGGUGGAACGACCGUGGCUGGGCCCCAUUCAAGAACAUAGGCUGCUUGCCACAAAAGGAAUACUUCCCAGGAUCGUGAACACAAUGUGCACCAUUGGUUAUACCUGUGAAGAGAUUGUGUCAUCCCUAACACACAGGCAAGUCAAAGGUGAAGUAAUGGCAACCUUUAAUAUUUUAAAAUACCAGCUGAACUGUGGGGACAGCCAUCAACAAGUGGAGAAGCCCUGGGCAAACAGCAGCCCUGCAGGUGCCCUUAGCCUACUUCCAGCUUUGAAGAGGAGAGCGAGUGAACCUGUUCCUUCAACCCGUAUAGAAGCUGGCAAGAGUCACUUUCAGGAGGAUGGUGUGGAAGAAAGAGGCGAGAGUUGCAGAAGGUACCCCAUGCUCACCAAAUACUCCUCCGUGGACCUAAUGCCCUGUUCAGAUGACCCAGUACCAGAAGGAUAUUCUCUGGCAGUUAACAUCACUAAUACUGCUACAGAGGACAUUGCAGUCAACAGAAAUUCUAUGGACAGCCUACGUGGCGAACACUUCUCUCCAUUAUCAGCCCAGGAUGGAACAGCCACAGGGUUUGUGAACAUGGGCUUUUUUGAAGAAGAACCAUCCCCAGAGCUCGACAUUUCCAGGGACCAGCCCCAAGUUGGACCCAUAGCUUCUGCUUCUAGGCCACUUAGGGGCUGGAAGCUGAUGAAGAAGCGAAUUUUCCGUUUCCUGGAAGCCUGCUGCUGCUGCUGCUGUCUGCCCUCCCCAUGUGGGGAAACUGAAAUGAAUUAAUAGAAUUCCGGCCCUAUUGAGGAGUGAUGCCACAGCAGAAAGUCAGGACAGAACCCCAGGCUGCUGUGUUCCUCCAACCCAGGGCUACACGCUUCUGUGUCCCUCUCCAGCUCUUGGGUCUGAACUUUCAGUGUGCAGCUCCUUCAGUUUCCUCCAGCCCCAGCACUGCUUCGUGGACAGAAAGGUGCGCAUAAGGAACAUCUAGCGGGGGAGGCUCCACCUCCCCAGCUCUGGACAUGCUAUAGGACCAGUGCCUACAGCAUCUAAAACAGAGGCCUCUACAGGCAGGAAUGACCUGUCUCAUGACAAGGCCUCUGUCAUGGACAUUGAAGACAGGACUUACUCAGUCCUGAGGAGGACGAGUGUCAUCACCUUGGUCACUUUAUACCCUCCAUCUUAUUUUGUGACUGUCCUUUGGAAAGGCCUGCAAGAACCAUGUAAGUCCCCUGGAAGGAGGAAAACAGGUGAAAGGAGGUAAGCGGAACAAUUGGCAAAUGGGAUGGAAUGGGAAACAGAAAUGAGAGGGUGUAGUGUGAGGAAUAGAUUCUGUCCUUAGGAACUUCCUGUCCAAAAAGUGCCAUGAAAGAGAUGCUUGUUUUGGACUAGGCAGGAGCUUGGGGCAAUCAAGAGUAGGAAUAGAGUUCCUGAGAGGUACAGCAUGUAACUAGAUCAGCCUGGCCAACGAUGAGGAGAAGAGGGCCUGCUUGGAUGGCUCCUUGCAUGAGUCAAGGCAGACAAGUAGGAAGCUGCCUUGAAGCAUCAUCCUGUUCUAUGCUCCUGAGCUGUCAAGUGGCAGGAAAAAGGUAUAGCCCUGUAAAGUCAGUUGGUUCCUAUCCUGCUCAGGACUCCGGAAGUCCUGUCUUCAAUGUCAAUAACAGGCCCUUCAGGAUUCUUUGUUUCUUUUGAGGGGAAAGUGAAAUGGCAUAGUUGAGCUAUGCCUUUGGUGUUGUAUGUGCAACAAGAGGGACGCAAGUCAGAUAUUGGAGGUGCUGUGUAAAAAUAUACCAGGGCUACAGGUCAUAGCACCCAUCCUCCAAAUAUACAGUUUCAGCUACGGUGUUUAAACCCUUCACCUCCCUGGAGCGCCUGCCCUGCUUGCUAGAUUUCCCUAAGUAGUCACAUGCAGCUGUGACCUGAUAAAAGUCUAUGUCCCUAGUUUUGUCAUGUUUGUGGAAAAAGGCUUUGAGAGCAUCUAGAACAGUGGCCUCUGCAAACAGAGCAGACAUCCAUGUAGUUCUCAGGCUCCACUCCACUCUGUUCACUUCAUCAUACCCAAGCUCCCUUCUGAAGGUUCUGUGGAAGAAGGCCAUUAACCCCGAGUGAACUGUUGGAGCUGCGGAUACACAAAGGGAGAUAAGAGGGAGGAUUAGGGAAAAGAAGAAAUGAGUGGACAUGGAGAGGGACAAAGCAAGAGUGUGCUGGGACACUUCCUGUCAGUGAUGAAGCAGAAAUGGAGGAAUGUGUGGUCUCGGGCAGGAGUUUGAUGAAGAAAGACUAGGAACCAUUGUCCACCGCAGACAAUGUGAGUUGUGAGGACACUGCACACCAUGUGAAGUGGUCCUGCUCUGAUGGUUACUGACAUGUGUCAAGGUACAGAAGUAGGAGUUUGCCCCAAUAAAUACCCUCCUGUUUGGGGUGACUGAUGGAGGGUGUGGCACUGGGGAGUCUGCUGCUCUUGUCUUAUGCAGACUACGUCUCAUCUGGUACCUGUGUCUUUUUCUUCACAGCCUCUUUCAUCCAGGCCUUCCACGUUUCCUCCCAUGUCAUGUUUGAAGAAUCUUUUAUCAUUCUCCCGUCUCAUGGACUGAUUCAUAACUAUCAUUUGAGCUAUGUUUGUUUUGCUCAACAAUGGCAAGUUAAAUAGGUAUUACCGAGCCUGAUGCCAGAUAUUGCCUCUAAGAGGCCAGCAGCCAUGGUACUGGAUUGUAUCUACUGCCAAUCAAGAAUCCAGGCUUAGACAAGAACAAUGGUGAUCAUGGAAUUGUAGAUGUCAGCCCCUGGUGGGGUAUGGAGAAUGGAAUGAAUGUUUCUGUGAGGUGUUUUUCAGGACACAUUUCAGGGAAGGAGAAACUCUCAGGGUUGACCUGGCAACCGAGCUUCACAGACAAUCCAGAGGCCUAAGGUGAGUGAAUCAUGCAGCUGAAAGUAAGAUGGAGUCCAGUAAGUAUCUGUGUGCUGUAGACCAUGAGUGUCCGAAGCCUGGUCUUCAUAUAGUGAAGGAAGGAACACAGAAGGUGGUUUAUGCCAGCAUCGCCUUCUCCUAGGGAAAUUGUUGACUGUUUACUGACAACCAAUGGGAACAUGAGGGACGACAGAGCUGUGGUAAGGCAGGAACUGCCUGCUCCUUUAUACUUGGCAUCCAGCUUCCAUUCUGCCCAGCUGUCCCUGGGCACAUUGACAGCAUUGGUCAAAUCUUCUUCCCAACAGGAUGAUGGGAAGUUUGGCUGUCAAUACUUCCUAGAAUCUGUAUCAUCUGGUGAGUCCUGUGUCAACAGAACAGAAAGCUGAGUUCAUAGUGGUUGAGAAUUUUGACUUUCAUGGGAUCAACCAGGGUCAGCUUGUGUUUCUAUUGCACAUCAUGGAAGCUAGAGCUGUUGAAUGGAUGGGCUUCUUUUUAAUUCUUUAAAGGGGACAGUGAAAUUUCUUGUCCUAACAUUUAGUUUUUAUUUUUUGAGACAAGAACUUAGUACAUAGCAUUUUUUUUGUUCUGUAAAUCAUAAUGUAGAAUUGGUGGUUCCAAAACUCAGUGAGAUCUUCCAUGGCACUGCAUCUUGUAUGCUAGGAUUGUACAUGGGUACAGCAGCAAUAAUAAAUUCUUGUAAUCUUUCCAUGUAGAACCAUUCCAGUCCUGAGCUUUCAUCAUUUGUGCAUGGCCAGGAAUUGAGCUGGAGGCACUGACAUCCAGGGUCGACUAGGAACAGUGAGCAAACCAACCUCAAAUGUAACCUUCAGAAUAGAAGUCUAUGUUCCCAUGGGAGUGGACACCUGAUGGUGGGAAUUCAGUCUAGAAUACUUCUGUGGAGAGAAGCCAGUGGGAUAGGCGUUGUGUGUCAUGCUUGACACCAUUUGGAUAUAGGCCUCAGAGUGUGACUCUCUUACCUUGCCUGCUUUCACAGGAUCCCUUAGCUGCCUUCUGGGCAUAAGUCACAUGACCUCAAAGUGACAACUUCAGGAUACCGUAGACUACCUAGCCAGUCUUGUCGACAGAAUUCUUUCCAUCUGAGCCAAGUGGUCAUAGAUGAAGACAUAAGAUAUUCAAGGAAUCACUCCUGAGCAGAUGAAGUAUGUGUCUCCGCAGAGCCUGAGCAAGUGAAUGUGCCUCCAUGUCUGUUGUCUAGACUGGAUCUCCUGAGAAGGCCAGUGGCCAUGGACCCAAGGACCACUUACAGGAAGAUGGGAGAAGCUGGAGGAAGCUGAGGAGGAGGACCACCAUGUAGGAGGAUCAGCAGUCUCCAUUAACCUAUACACCCAUCUCUCAGACAGUGGAUCAUCAUCCAGGCAGCCUCCAACAGCCGAGAUGAGGACGCCAACACAUAUACAGCGGACGCCCCCCAGAAAUGGAAGCGAGUUCCCAUACAGCUCUCUCGCGGACUCUGUUUGUAAUUAAAUGGAAAAGGAAAUCUGUGCUCUCCUCAUUCAUCCUUUCCACGGCCCAAGCUUCAAAACAAGUCUGUGUGCAGCCCUGACUGUCACUUAGAAGUGUGGUCUUGCAGCAGCUAUGAUGGGGUUUUCCUGUGACCCUCAGUGUGACCAGGUGCCAUCAGAAUAGUAAUGUGAUAUGACACUUCCCAGGCAGUGCUGGGUUCAUGGUGUUUUCCGUCUUGUAAAUUGGAAGUUUCUGUUAUUCUAAUAAAGUUGGUGUGUAUUUAAAACAAACGUUCUGGUAAUUGUCUAUCUAGAUAUGUGUUCCCAGACUCAAUAUGUUUCCUUUAUCCAUCCUUUUACCCAAAAAUAUGGCUCAGAAACAAAGAGCUUUAAGGAGUUGAACAUCUGAAACUAGGCUUGAAUUUACAGUUGGUAGAAGGCUACAAACCCAUUGUUUUUGAUUAAUGAUGUGGAGGGGCCAGCCUACUGUUGGUGAUUCCACCUCUUUAAGUUGGUCCUGAGUUGUGUGUGUGUGUGUGUGUGUGUGUGUGUGUGUGUGUGUGUGUGUGUAUGCGUGGAAGGCGUAAAGAACAAGACUGUAGACUGGUUUCCUCAUUGUUUUCUGGCUCUCUUGCUGUAUAAAUUCCUCUCCCAACCUCCAUAAAUGAUGGACUUUGAUCAAAACAAGUAAGCCAAAUAAAAUCGUUUACCCCACAUUAAUUGGUGUCUAUAAGAAAUACAAAUUAUACUAGGACUAUCCUAAGAGAAAUCUCAGUGUUUGAAUCCUACUGCCUUACCUCCUGAGUGCUAGGAUACAGGUAUUUAGCAUAACACUGAAUAGAUAAAUAGAAAUCUUGAGAUAAUGUAAUGAUGGAAAAUAAUUGCAAGUCAAUUUCUUGGCAAACAAAGACAGCGUGAGGGUUUUCUCUCUCUCUCUCUCUCUCUCUCUCUCUCUCUGUCUCUGUCUCUGUCUCUCUCUCUCUCUUUUAUGUCAUGAUUAAAGUUUCCCCUCUUGGUCCUCGUUUCACUCCUCCUCUGUUUUUCUUCAAAAAAAGGGCGAGCCUCCUGUGGGUAUCAGUCUGCCAAGGCAGGUUCCUGGCUUUCCAGGCAAUGUCAGGGAUGGACUCCUUCUCAUGGCAUGGGUCUCAUUUGUUGGCCAGUUCCACAUUUUUGUAAACCACCAUUACCCCAGCACAUUUAUUAGGCAAGAUAAAUUGUAGGUUGGAGAUGUAGUGGCAGGGUUGGUGUCCCAGUAUCUCCACUGGAAGUCUUCCUUGGCUACAGGAGAUGGUCACUUCAGUCUUGAUAUUCCCUUAUUGCUAAUAGUCUUGCUAGAGUCACCAUCAUUGAUUCCUCAAAGUUUCCAUUGCCCUAGCUUUCUAGUUUGUCCUGGAGAUGUGUCUCUCUUCCAUUCCUGUUGUUCCUCUCAGUACUCUCUCCCUUUGUGUGACCUAAACCUGAUCCCUCCUGGUCCCAUCCUUAACCCCCAAUCCUAUCCAGGCCCCUCUCCAUUCACCUGUGACAUCUCCAACAGUGACAUCAUCUGUUUGGUUUCUCUUUCACAGUGAGAUAUGCUUGUCCUCCACUGAGUCCUCUGUGCUGAUUAGCAUUUAAGGUCUGUGGGUCAUAGCAUGGUUAUCCUUUAUGUACAGAAAAUAUCCAUUUACAGGUGAAUACAUACAAUUUUUGGCUCUCUGUAUCUGGGGUACUGCACUUACAUCCUUUUACUCACAUCCUUUUGUUGAUAGACUUCAUGAUGUUAUCAUUUUUACCAGCUGAGUAAUACUCCAUUUUAUAAAUGCACCACAUUUUCUUUAUCCAUUCUUUAGUUGAGGAAAUCUAAGUUGUUUCCAGUUCCUGGCUUAUGAAUAAAAAUGCAAUGAAUAUACUUGAACAAGUGUCCUUGAGGUUUGGUGUCCUUUGGAUAUAUGCCCAGGAUUACUACACUUGGUUCUUGACGUAGACCGAUUGCAUGUUUUCUGAGAAUCUGCCGUAUUUAUUCCCAAAGUGACUAUAUAACUUUUCAAUCUAUUUAGCAGUAAUGGAGUGUUUCCCUUGGUCCACAUCCUCGGUAGCAUGAGCUGUUGAAAGAUCCCCGAAGAGAGACCCUCUCUAAAGUCGCGGGAAAUCACGGACCCCAGACACAGAAAGACCAUUUUGGAUGUAAUAAGCAAAGACGAGGUUUAUUACGGAGAUCUAUUACGGGGAUCUCCAGGUCGACACGUAUCCUGUGCAGGAGACAGAGGUGUCGACCCAGAAACUCAAAAGUCAGGGGUUUAUAUAGGGAAGGCUAGGGGUUUUAGCGUGGUUACACACAAUUGGCUAAUUUCUGGUGCGGCUAUAAGUAAUUGGCUCAUUUAAACAUGGCAGUGAGAUUACAGCACAGCAGGAGAGUACGUAUUGACUGGAGCGUACAGAAUUUUAGAAGCUAGGGGCGUAUCAGGGUUUGAAGGACAUCUGGUUAAGGUGUGACUCUGAGUAAGCUGGGGGAGGUGCCUUUCUGCCAGAUGGUUUGGGUCAGUCCUGAUAACUUGGGCUGGUUCCUGCAUUCCUUUUCUUUAUCUUUAUCAUCUGUUAGUCCUAGUGGCAGGGCGGGGCUGCCAGAACUUGCUUUUCACAAUGUUUAGGCCUGAGUCUGUGAAUUUUGAAACUUACUCUUUUAAUUUCAUAUUUUUAAACCUUAAAUCUGUAUAAUUUUCCUUUCACUGUCAUUUGUGUCUUUGAUCCUACCAAUUCUGACAAAUAUUGUAUAAAAUCUCUGAGUUGUUUUGAUUUGCAUUUACCUGAUAUCUUCAGGUGUUGAACAUUUCUUUAAGUGCUUUGCAGCCAUGCCAUUAGAGAUUCCUUCGCUGAGAAUUGUCUAUUUAGAUCCGCACCUUAUUUUUACCUACAUUAUUUGGUUUUGUGAUGUUCCAUUUCUUGAUUUACUUAUAUAUUUUGGACAGCAGCCCUCUAUUAGAUAUGGGAUUUAGGGCAAUAUUUUCCCAUUCUGUAGCCUGAUAUUUUACCCUUUUGAUCAUGUCCUUUGUCUUAUUGAAGUUUUUCAGUUUCAUGAAGUCCCACUUAUUGUUGAUCUUCGUGCCUUAACCAUGGAUGUUCUGUUCAGGAAGUUGUCUCCUGUAUCAUUUUGUUCAGGGCUUUCCCCCACUUUGUGUUCUAUUAAAUUUUGUGUAUGUGGUUUUAUAUUGGAGUGAAAACUUGUACAACCACUCUGGAAAUCAAUUUGUCAGUAUUUUAGCAACACAUAUGUAUAGAAUGUCUUAUGUAUUAUAUGUAUGUAUCACUUACCAAAUAGCCUGUGACCUAUGACUUAGUCAGGAAAUGGAAGGACAUCCAUCAUGGAGGAGAAAAUAUUCAGGGAUAAAGCUAGGCCUGUUAGAUUUGCCAGAAAGAUGUGAGGAGAUGGAUGCAUGGUGCCUGAGUCCACGUAACCAGUCAUGUGGCAGAAUGUAGUAUAAAAUAUAUAGGAUAUUUUAGUUAUGAUCUAUUCAGAGUUGAGACUAGCUGUAUGGACAAAGUAUUUAAGUCUGAGUUUUAUUUCUGAGAACAUGGGGCUAGGAAGUAGAACCAGACAUAACUUCUACAUGUUUUUAGAGGAGGAAAUAGAAACCAAAUUAAAAAGAGUAACCAAAUGAGUUUUUAAAGCAGAAUUUGCCUAAUAAUCAAGAGAUAAGACAUAGACAAAUCAAAACUCAGACAAAACCUAAUAAUAUAAAUUAGAAAACAUGGAAUACCAUAGUUAAACCCUGGACACAAAACCAACAAUCCGAGGAACAAACUCAGUAGACUGGAGAUUCCAAGCCAUAAGGAUGAAUUUUAAGUCCAACUGCUCUGUAGGCAUCAGGAGCUACUCCAGGAUACAAGGAGAGGAGGAAUAUGCAGGCAGUGCCUAGUAUUGACUUGUUGCUAGCAUUCUUCAUUAUUCUUUCUUGUUAUGACAUCUCAAGCAACCAACCAAUGAUGGCUUGUCAGAGCUGACAGUGUUUUUCCUCAGGUUCUGUGCUACACCCGGUGCCCUGGUUAUUUUUCUCAUGGCUGUACCAAAUCCCUGGCCAGAAUCACCUCUAAGAAGGAAGGUUUUGGUUGUGCAUUGGCUUUGAAGAGACAAGGAAGCCAUACUGCUGUCAGCAUCUUGUACUAUACAUGAUGUAGUUAUCUGGUCAAAGUAACACUGCAUUAGAUAUUCUCUAUCACCUAAUGACGCAGUUCCUUUAGCUAAGGAACUCCAUCUCCCUCUGUUCCACAAAAACACACACUAGAAAUCAAAUGUUUAAACAUCUGAGAUGAUUGAAAACAACCAGUGUGGUUUUGAAUGUGUAAUUUCUCCCACUAUCUAGUGCAUUUGGACACAUGUACACCAGUUGUUAAACAGUUUAUGGAACAUUAUAUUGUGUAGCCAUGGCAACAGAAGCUCAUCACUUGGAGUCUCCUUGAGGGAGCCAAGCCUAGUCUUUAUUUGUGAUGCUCCCAGAUGGCUGCUCCAGCUAACUGCCAUGCUUCUACCUCAUGUUCAUGAACUUUUAUCACACACACAAAACAGAAUAGUCAUCAAUAUAUCCACCCUUAGACAAGAGAGCUACUGCUCAUCUCCACUCUAUCUAUAUUGCCUAGAAUUCAAGGCAGAUUCAUUGCUGUCACACAGUUACACAACCCUUCCAGAGACACAAGCAGCCCUACAAAGUAGCCUCAAUUCUAGCCUCAUCCUCUGUCAUGUAGCAUAGGUCUCAUGUGAACCUAGUAGCACAGGAAUUCUUAUUCCAUCAGAAACAUUCAGUCUACGGAGACCUAUUUUAUUUGAUGAGAGCAAAAAUAAUCAGAAAUUGUCUCCUUCAGACUGCCGCAGAGUGAGCCUCAUUACUGAAGACUCUUUGCCUGAAAGGAGAUCUUUCCUAGCAUCACUGUCCCUGUGUAUCUAUCUUCUUUAUCCUGCUCACCCAGAAUAGAAACAAAUUCACACAACACUGAGAGAGAAAAGAAUCAGUGGAACACUUACAAUCUGAAUAAUAAAACCAGGCAACAGAUUCUAAAAGAACUAAUGCAUCAAAAUAGUCUUGUAUUAUAGCCAGGGAAAUUAACAGGGAAAUUAAAGAGCUAAUAGCAGUGAUCCACAAAUAUUCCAGUAGUCCAUAAACCUAAGGAAAGAAGCGCUUUAACACUCUUUUAUUUAUUUUCUUUUUUCUUUUUUAAAAAUCUUUAUUAACUUGAGUAUUUCUUAUUUACAUUUCAAUUGUUAUUCCCUUUCCCGGUUUCCAGGCCAACAUCCCCCUAACCCCUCCCCCUCUAUAUGGACUUCUCCUCCCCAUCCUCCCCCCAUUACCACCCUCCCCCCACAAUCACGUUCACUGGGGGUUCAGUCUUGGCAAGACCAAGAACUUCUCCUUCCACUGGUGCUCUUACUAGGCUAUUCAUUGCUACCUAUGAGGUUGGAGCCCAGGGCCAGUGCAUGUAUAGUCUUUGGGUAGUGACUUAGUCUCUGGAAGCUCUGGUUUGUUGGCAUUGUUUUUCACACUCUUAAUCAAACAAGUGUUACCCUUACUGUCUAACCAAGUAAACACACUACACACUGAAAACCUCCAAGUAUCUGACAACGCAUUUGAUUACCAAGAUGAUAAAAUCCUUAAUGAGGGUAAUAGAUGCUUUACCCCAUAGCCAAUGAUAUGGUAAAGAAGAGCAUUCUUUAUGGUCCAGGGGUCUUCACUGGGAACACAAGGAUCAUUCCAUGGGCCAAAUUGGCAAAAAGCAUAGCAUACACACAGCAUUGAGGGAUGCCAAGGAAUUAAAUGUCAUGGCCAAGGACAAACAUGGCAGUAUAGAAAGUUUUACUGCAGCCAGGCCUUUCCACAAACACAAUUAUCACUUUGGCUUACCUGUGUCCAUAUUUACGCUUAGGGACAAAUGGUCAUAUGAAAUGGGUUGGGGGGCUGGGGAUUUAGCUCAGUGGUAGAGCGCUUACCUAGGAAGCGCAAGGCCCUGGGUUCGGUCCCCAGCUCCGGAAAAAAAAAAAAAAAGAACCAAAAAAAAAAAAAAAAAAAAAAGAAAUGGGUUGGGAAACACAACAGAUCAGGUGAAUAUGACUACAGUGCUGGGAUUGGGAAGGCUGGAUCUUGAAAUCAUGAUCAAAUUCCUGUCUGGACAUACAUACCUUACCAGUUUAAAGUAAGUAAUUACAAAGCCAACUCUCACAAAGCUGUGAGACUGAUAACUGGAAAGUCUUAGUCAAUGAAGGGAUAGAACGUACAGCCAUAUUUCAAAACUAAAACCAAUAUUGUCAAGAAAUCCAGUCAAUAGAUAUCAAACACCAAAAGCUAAAUUGAAAACCUGGGAAACUAACUUUAUGUCAAGGUCCAACAGUUUGUGAAAGUUCAAUUCUAUGAAAAUCACUUGAGUGAAAAGCUUAUCAUUCAUAGAAACAAGGGCUACUGAUUUUUUUGAGUUAAUUUUUUCAGCAAUAUUUCUGAAAUGUUUUACAGCGUGUUUAUCACCUGUAAAAGUUCUCUGGUAGAAUUUUCGGGGUUGCAUAUACACACUAUCAUAUCAUCUGCAAAUUGUGAUACUUUGAUUUUUUUCCAUCCCAAUUUGUACAUACAUACAAACAUGCACACUCAUACACAUAAAUGUGUGUAUGUAUAUAUAUAUUCUUAAAUGUAUAAGUACCCCUGUAAAUAAACCACACACGUUAAAUUAUAU
Messenger RNA from Rattus norvegicus (Norway rat), 11993 nucleotides. NCBI's taxonomy places the organism in Eukaryota, Metazoa, Chordata, Mammalia, Rodentia, Muridae. The record is from RefSeq and is a predicted model, not a curated record.